AUGGCUAAUGUUAAAAGCGAAAAGAGAACCGAAACUGUUAUAUAUUCUCAACUCCAACCAUGGAGUACAAUCGGUGUUCUAUCAUGUAUGGAACAAGCUGCUGAUCUUCCAAUUUCGGUCAGAAUUGCAGAAUUUCGCAAAACCUCAAGAUCUCAUCCUUGGCAUCCUACAUUGGGAUACAAAAUUCUGGAAGCGGCUCCUUUGUUUGCACAACCCAUAACGAAUCUGAUGUUGGGUACUUGUCGCAUACCAUAUGGAAUGACGACAAAGCCUUUGAAAUUUCCGAACUUAGUAACUGGUUUCGAUCGUAGUCCUUCGCACGCGGCACGUGCUGCACUUAACAUGCGAUAUACUCCAUAUGAUUGGAAGCAAAAUCAAAUCAGACUCUGCAAUGAAGCGGAUAUGAAUAUGUGUUAUUCCGAAAAAUUACGCAAGGACAGUGAAUGCUUAAUAAAAGAAGCUGAUGAAAAGAAACAAAUAGAAAACGACCAAAAACUUGAAGAAGGCAUUACUUGUUGGCGGAACGAAGUAGCAUCGGAGUUGGAAAAAUUUAAGACCGAAGACAAUAAAAUGCAGGAGUGCCGUCACGAUCUGCAAAUUGCGAUUCAGAAUAUCGAUAGACAAUUACAUAUCGCGCAAGAAUGUCUUUAUCUUCGAGAAUCAAGAGGAGAUACUGAUUUAGUUCGUGAUGAGGUUGAAACUGCUCUGCUGAAAGAAAUUGAGAUUGUAAGAAAUUGUGAGAAUCAAUUAGAACAAUUCACUAAUAAAUGUAUCAAUCAGUUGACAAAUAAUCGAGCGAUGCAAUAUCAGUUGCAUAUAAAUAUACGGAACAAAGAAUUGGGAAUCAACGUACAAUGUCACCGGACAAAUGAUUUUAGCCGAGACUUGCAAUCUUAUGAUAAAACGGAAAAAUAUGAUCCUAGUAUUACCGAGAUCGAAUCUUGGGCUAAAAUGGCAAAUAUAGUGAAGGAAUCGGAGGUAGAACGUAUGAAAUCGUGUCACUUACGAAGCGACAUCGAUAAUGUCAUGAGUGCUGUGAGUUACGAGAUAUAUGAAGCUCGGGAAAACACCAACAAGGCAUUGGAUAAAAGAGCCAUUGAAAUACUGGAAGCAAAGGAAAAAUUACAAACACAUUUGCAUAAGAUUCAAGAAGAAAUCUUGAGCAUCGAAAAGAACAUGAAACUAAUACGAAAAACCAUCGCCGAUAAAAAUUCAGAAUUGAAAGUUGCAAACAUCCGACCGGAGACCAAAAUGUACUAUCCGGAAUCUGAACUAUGCAAGGAUUCUGCCAAAUUCAGGAUAACUAACGAAGUAAAAAAUAUUAAUAAAAUGAUAUAUAAUCUGAAUUUGAUAUUGCAACAGUGUGAGAUGCAAUAUCAACAACUCUUACACGCAAGAUCUAAUCUGGAAAGCAAUUUGAUGUCCAAAACAGACGCACUUUUUAUCGAUAAAGAAAAGUGUAUGGGUCUCAGGAAAAGUUACCCGAUUUCGUUGAUUAUAAAAUUUUAAAGUGCUUACAUUGCAGAUAGAUAUAGAAAAACUUUGCAAAUUUAAAAAAAACAUGGGAGAGAUAUAUUUAAUAAAUUAAAUUAAUGAGAAUGAAGCAAGAUCAUUAAAAAGAUGACACGUAUGUGUACAAUUGUCUUUAUCUUUAUUACAAGCUAGAAAUCAAUAAUGUCUUUAGACGAAAUAAUAUUAUCUAUUUAUUCGUACAAAUAUCUUAUGAUACAACCAAUAACUCAGAUCUAUAGUUUAUGAUCUUUCAUUUGUACAGUUUCUCAUUAUAUAAUAGGACUUUAAGUAUUUCAUUGUGAAUGUAAAUCGCACAUUGUUUUUAGGAACAUCCACAAGUGAUAUACUAUAAUAAUUUCUUUAAUUUGUCUCUAAAAGAAAGCUUUAUAUAAUAUAUACAUACAUACAUACAUAUACAUAUACAUACAUACAUACAUACAUACAUACAUACAUACAUACAUAUAUGUAUAUACAUAUAUAUAUACAUACAUGUAUGUAUAUACAUAUAUAUAUAUGUAUAUAUAUGUAUAUAUAUGUAUAUAUAUGUAUACACAUAUAUACAUAUGUAUAUAUGUGUGUGUGUGUGUGUGUGUGUAUAUAUAUAUAUAUAUAUAUAUAUA
Molecule: messenger RNA, 2132 nt
Organism: Cataglyphis hispanica
Lineage: Eukaryota; Metazoa; Arthropoda; Insecta; Hymenoptera; Formicidae
Product: tektin-3-like
Exons: 9
Coding region: 1-1509 (502 amino acids)
Biological process (GO): cilium movement involved in cell motility; cilium assembly
Cellular component (GO): microtubule cytoskeleton; nucleus
Source: RefSeq, a predicted model, not a curated record